Messenger RNA from Arxiozyma heterogenica, 879 nucleotides. It is a transcript of the gene HAC1, whose product is annotated as transcription factor HAC1. Gene Ontology annotation, molecular function: DNA-binding transcription factor activity, RNA polymerase II-specific. NCBI's taxonomy places the organism in Eukaryota, Fungi, Ascomycota, Saccharomycetes, Saccharomycetales, Saccharomycetaceae. Gene Ontology annotation, biological process: positive regulation of transcription by RNA polymerase II. The coding region runs from base 1 to 879 and encodes 292 amino acids. The record is from RefSeq and is a predicted model, not a curated record. The transcript has a single exon.
AUGUCAUCAAAUAUCACCACAGUCACAGUUUUAAAGACAAUAAUCCCAGACGAUUUUAAAUUUACUCUCCCACCACGUAAGAGAGCUAAGACAAAGGAGGAAAAGGAACAAAGAAGAAUCGAGCGCAUAAUGAGAAACAGAAGAGCCGCUAGAAAAUCAAGAGAGAGGAAGAGACUUUACAUGGAAUCAAUAGAAUCUAAGUUGAAACUAUAUGAUGAAAUUUUCGAUUUAUUGAAUAUAAAAGAUCAAUUGAAGGAAAAAGAUCCAUUUCUUUUAAACAAACUACUUUCAUUAGAAGAUAAUAAUGAUAAUGAUAAUGAUGAUAAUCAUAGUAGUAGUAGUAGUGGUAAUAGUAGUAGUGCAGGCACUGGUACUACUACUGGUACUCCUAAUGAUGAUUAUUUAUCGAAAGAGGAUCAUGAGAAUGGAAUAAGUCAAUUCUAUUCAUAUAUAUCCCCUUCAAGUUCAACUGUAUCAAAUUCAAAUAUUUCUAUAGAUCAAGACAAUUUAGUUAAACAAGAAACAGAAUAUAAAAAUAUUGAAGAUUUCUUUUUAUUAAAUAAUUUUAAAAAAUCGAAUGAUUCAAAUAACACAGAAGCCAUAGAUGCUAAUAACGGUUUAGUAUCUACAACAGCUACUAUAGAUCCACCUUUAUUUAAUGAGUCUGAUAUUAGGCAGAACAAUUGUCCCAUAAAAACAGAAAUUUUUGAUGCAUUGAAUUCAGUACAAGAUUCUAUUACAAAUUCUAACUCAUUAGAUUUCUUAAGUGUAUCAAUUGAUUGGGAUUUAAUGCGUAAUCCAGCAGUUUUCUUUAUGAUUACAAAUUAUAUACAUAUAUCUAUCUUUUUUUUUUUUUGGUUGUUGUCUAUCUGUGGCUAA